UCCGCCCGGCCAGGGGCGGAGCUGGGCCCGCCCGCUGGAUCCCGACAUGGCCGAGUAUUCCUGCGUCAAAUCCACCAAGCUCGUCCUCAAAGGGUCCAAAGAGAAGAGCAAGAAAAAGCACAAGGCAAAGAAAAGGAAAAGAGAAGAGGAUGCAGCAGAACAGCUCGAUAUUGUUGGAAACUGGUGGGCUGUCAGUAAUUUUGGUGAAAUUACGGGAACUAUAGCUAUAGAAAUGGAUAAAGGAGCUUACAUCCAUGCCCUCGACAAUGGCUUGUUUACACUUGGAGCACCACACAAAGGUGAUGAAGGCCCUAGUCCUCCUGAGCAGUUUACAGCAGUAAAGUUGUCUGAUACAAGGAUUGCUCUCAAGUCUGGUUAUGGCAAAUAUCUUGGUAUAAAUUCAGAUGGACUUGUUGUUGGACGUUCCGAUGCAAUAGGAUCAAGAGAGCAGUGGGAACCCGUCUUCCAAGAUAGGAAAAUGGCAUUACUAGCAGCGAACAGCCGUUUUAUUAGAUGUAAUGAAGAGGGGGACAUAGAAGCCAAAAGCAAAACUGCAGGGGAAGAAGAAAUGAUAAAGAUUCGUACUUGUGCUGAAAGAGAAGCUAAGAAGAAAGAUGAAGUUCCACAAGAAGACAAGGGAAACGUUAAGCAGUGUGAAAUCAAUUACGUGAAGAAAUUCCAAAGUUUUCAAGACAAAAAGCUUAAAAUAAGCAAAGAAGAUACAAAAGCCCUUAGAAAAGCCAGGAAAGAAGGCACUUUUCAUGAAAUGCUCCUUGACAGGAGAGCUAAAGUGAAAGCAGAUAGAUACUGCAAGUGACAUCCAUUUUCUUCUGCAACUUUGGUCUAUUUUCUUCUGCAACUUUGAUGGCAGUGUCAAAUUGAAAAAUAGAAAAAUAUUUUAUAAUUGUUUUUUUAUUUAAGGCAUUUUUUAAGUAUCUUCGGAAUUGUAUUAAAAUUUUCUCAAAUAUUAAUAAUGCAGCUAUAAAGUCUCGUUAACUGUAUUACUUGUGAAUACUUGGCCUGUGUUAAGGGAGUGGCUCCAACAAAAAUUAAAGGUGUAUCAAUUGAUGAUGGUAAGCUAUUUGCCAUGUAAUUUAAGCCCUGAGCGACAGACUGUACACUGAUUUAGAGAGAAAGCUCCUGGCUUUUAGUUGCCUUUAGGACAAAAUCUAGAAAUAAAUAGGUGAUUGUUGGCAAAUGUUCCUGGCCAGAGUCAGGAAUUACUGGAUAAAAAUGCAGCAUAGCUGUGAGGUGUGCUAUGGAAGAGAGGGAGAAAAAAAAGUUACUAAUUUUUUUCCAGAGCUCCUUAUUUUGGUCUAGGACUGGGGAUUAGGGCUCAUUAAGUAGUUGUAAGUACCAUGCUACAUGUCCUUCCCCAUAAAUGUGACUGAUGUACAAUGAACCAUUGGAAUAUCACGGUCCUGGAAAUGGCUUGCUGCCAAAACUAUUCUCAGAAACACUGAGAAAAAGACAGCACUGCAAGGCUGCAGGCCAGAGUAACUAUUUAUUGGAAGUUCAUUGCAGGUGUCAUUGAUUCACAGUCACUGUGAAUCUUAAAUAUGUCUAAGGUGAAUGCUGAUUGUGGAAGUAGAUUGAUAUUACAGCAUCUGCUUUUCUUUCAAGAAUAUAUUGUUUGAAUAAAAACUUGCCUGGUGGAACCCACAAAAAUGAUUACUCAAGCACAGAUACAUCUGGAAGCAGAAACAUGUGCUCUGGUGGGGAAGGUUGCUGAAAGGAUGCUCAGCAGCAGAAUAAGGGCCUGAGAAUUACUCAGUUCAUAUUAGUGUAAAUAGGAGAAUACAGUGAAUUGAAGUAGCUCUAGCAGUGAGUAAGGAAGUAAAAAGCAAUGGCAGAGCAAAUGCAAUGAGACUGUCUAUAGUAGGAGAGGAAGUACUAGAACUGGCAAGGGACUGGCAGCCUUGCAGAGAAUACGGGUAUUUUAGUAGCAUUAGGGUUGCCCUCUAUGUUGGGACUGAUGAUACACUGGAGUCUUGAGAAAAUAUGUUUUGAGAUAGCACAGAAAUGGGGAUCUGGGCAUUUCACAGUAGUGAAGAUCAGUGUGUAUAUUUAACUGUUGCUGUGAGGAGGCUAUUUGGAUGUUUUCCCGGUGGAGGUAUUCACAGAGUCAUCUUGAAGAUUCUACAUCCUGACAGUAGUGUUAGCACGAGGAGCUUUAAUUUAACUGAAACAGAGAAAACAGGAGGAAGUAAUUUGGGUAGCCUCUACUUAGAGCGGGAAGGAACAGAUCUGGAGAGUGGUAGUGCAGUACUGGAUAGAUGAGUAUGAGAGAGCAGAAGGGUAGAUGUAGGUGUUAAAUAUCAUUGAGUACAGUUAGCAAGCCAGGCCUAAGGUGCUGGUGUGGACCCUGAAGGCAAGGCAUUGUGAUAGGAGCACAGCAGAAUAGCCAUAGUCAGAGAAAGUGACUGGUGCUGUAAGAGAACUGUUUCUUAAACUGAGAAUUUCUUUCCUGGUGAAAGAGGCCUCAAAAAAGUACACCGUGUAGUGUGACAAUGGCAUCAUUUUGUCUUCAGAGCAUUUGGAAAGAGUUCUUAAUUUUCCAAAGUCGUUAUUUUCUCCUGUUAAAAAUGUACUAAAGGCAGUAAAGCAUCUAGACGAAGAUAAUGAAGUCCCUAACAGCUGUCUGCCCCAGAUAUAAAGGAUGAGCAAAAAGGGUUACAGAUCUUCAGAAAAUAACAGGACCAACUUAAUCAGAUUCUCUUACCAUAGCCCAUACUAUUCUAUUCAGAUACCUGGAAGUAAACACAGGAUUAUUGUCUUACACAUAUUUGCAACUGAAAAUAUUUUCCAGACUCUAGAAACUGCCUGAUCUUUUUGAAGAACACUCCAUGAAAAUCUUAAGGUUUAUCCUGUUGCACUGUAAUUUUCCUCAGUUUCUAAAGCCACAGAUGGUUUCUGUAUCUUCUUUUACCAGUGCUUAAUUUUUUUCUGCCUUGGUCUCUAAAGCUCUGUGCAAUUCCCAGCUUCUGCUCUGAGCUGGCUCCUUCCUACACUGUUGCACACUCUCCUCCCAAGGCUUUCCCACACUACAGUUCAUUUUUUAUCCUUUCCUGUUUCUUAAUUUUUGCAGCUCCAUGCAGCUUUCCAAUCAACCUUCUGCCAAGGACUUCCCCUCUUUUUCUUACCACCUCCACCUGGUUUUGUAAGAGAGUAAAUUGCACAGGCAAUUAAGUAAUGGUAUAAAGACUACAUCACUUCUUUUCUGUGUGCCUAAAAACAUGUGGCAUGUCUUUGGCACUGAACAGAGCACAUGAGACAAGCUUAAACACAGGCAUCCUGGAAGGUUUUAGGUACUUUUUCAUGGUGCUUCCACAAUUGUUGCCAGUGUACACACUCAUGAAGCAUUCAUUUGCUCACACUAAAAUGAUAAUGCUCAUACUACAAUGACAGUUCACACCUAAUUUGGCUGCUGGUUUGUACUUGAUGUUACAACAGCCUGGUCUAGUGGAAGGUGGCUCUGUCCAUAGCAGGGGGCUUGGAACUGGAUGAUCUUUAAGGUCCCUUCCAGCUCAAACCAUUUUCCAAUUUUAUGAGAUAAGAUACCAUUUAAAUAAUAACUAGAAGGCAGGGUCCUUAUAGACAUGUGCAUCUCAUGCUGUGUGUUUCUCAUUAGUCUGUCUCCCCAGCUGCCCACUUCCUGAACUCCUAAGCCACAAGAUGGAGAAAAAUCCUUCCUCAAGAAUGCACCUGCCUGGCAUCUUUCAUUACCACUGAUGCUCGAAAGAUAUACUGGAAAUAAAUCCCCAUAGACUGA
Catharus ustulatus (Swainson's thrush) is the source of this 3772-nucleotide messenger RNA. It is a transcript of the gene FRG1, whose product is annotated as FSHD region gene 1. NCBI's taxonomy places the organism in Eukaryota, Metazoa, Chordata, Aves, Passeriformes, Turdidae. The record is from RefSeq and is a predicted model, not a curated record. Gene Ontology annotation, molecular function: actin filament binding. The coding region runs from base 47 to 817 and encodes 256 amino acids. The transcript has 9 exons. Gene Ontology annotation, cellular component: striated muscle dense body; nucleolus; catalytic step 2 spliceosome.